AUGGCUCAUAAUGAACAGGAUGAUGAUGUUGGUGGUAAUAUGCAACAUUUAAUAGCAGCUAAAGCUGAAGAAUUAUUUAAUCUAUGUGAUACGGAACAAAAAGGAUUUAUUAUAAAAAAAGAUAUGCAACGUUUAAGAGAAGAGCUUGGUGUUGAACCUGAACAACUUGAAGAUGUUUUUGAUUCAUUAGAUAAUGAUCAUAAUGGUUAUCUUACUUUAGAAGAAUUUACAUCUGGUUUUGGUAUGUUUCUUGGUGAUCAAAUGGGUGGUGGACAUGUAGAUGAUCAUGAAAUGAUUGGACAUGAUCCAAAUCAUGGAGAAGAACAACAAUUAUUUCAUGAUACAUUAGAAUCAUUAGGUGCAAAAGAUUUAUAUGAUGAUGAAGAAACAAUAAUGGGUUUAUGGAUGAAAUUACGUGAAAAUGAUCCAACUUUAUUAAGACAAUUCGAACAAUUUAUUGGUAAAAUAACUGAAGAAAUUCGUCGUUCAAAAUUAGAUCAUAGAAGUAUUGAAGCAGCUUUACAAAGUAAAUCAUCGGUACAUGAAUCUGAAAUAAAAAAAUUAUAUGAUGAAAUGGAACAACAAAUAAAAGCUGAAAAAUCGAAAGUUCUUGCACAAGAAAAAUUAAAAGAACGUGAGCUUCGAGAGCAAAUGGAACGUGAAUUACAUAUAAAAGAACAACACUUGUUAGAAGUAACAAAAAAACAAAGUGAUUUAGAAUUGAAAUUACUUAAAGUUAAUUUAAAUGAAAACGAAACAAAAAGUGAAAAUGAUCGUUUACAAAAAGAAAAAAAUCUACUUGAAGAACAAUUACAAGAAAUUACAAGAAGUCUGGAAGAAUCGAAAAAUUACAUAUCACAAUUACAAAUUCAAACAAAAAAAGAAAAACGAGAUAGAGCAAAACAAGCUUUAACUUUAACAGAAAGUAUUGCUCUUGAACGGGAAAAUCUUGUUAAACAACUUGAUUCACUUAAGACUAUUAAUAAACGAUUAGUUGAUGAGCAUGAUCUUCAUCUUGGCUCUAAAAAACAAGACCAGCCUGCAUCUCCAUCUCAUGCAUCGAAAAGACCAAUGCGAAAACAAGGUUCUAUUCUCUCCGAUUAUUUCAAUCCACCAAAUCUUGAACCAGAAGAAGAUGAUGAUGGAAUACCUUCAGCACAUAAUAAUGAAAAUGAUAUUGAUACAUCACGACAUAGAAAACGUCGUUCCAGAGCUCAUGAAUUAGGUACACGUGAACAACCCGUUGGUGCUAAUUCCGUUUUUCAACAUACAGAAUUAAUGACUGUUGCACACAAUGCAGUACCUGAUCGAAUGUUUAAAGUUGCAUUUAUUGGCGAUAGUGGUGUAGGAAAAACAAGUUUUAUUCAACGAUUUUGUACUGAUAGUUUUAAAGAUUCAUUUGCAGCAACAAUUGGUGUUGAUCUUCAAGUGAAAAUGCUUAAUAUUGAUAAUCGUGUUAUUGCAUUACAACUAUGGGAUACAGCUGGUCAAGAAAGAUUUCGAAGUAUAACAAAACAAUAUUUUCGUAAAUCUGAUGGUGUUAUUCUUGUUUAUGAUGUAACAUCGGAAACAACAUUUCGAAAUGUUCGAGCUUGGAUGACAAGUGUUCGAGAAUCAGCAGAAGAUGAUUGUAUUGUUGCACUUGUUGGAAAUAAAACAGAUUUAUGUGGUGAUGAUGAUAAACGACCAGUAAAAUAUAAAGAUGGAGCAAAAUUAGCUGAUGAAUAUGGAUGUUUAUUUUUUGAAAGUAGUGCACGAUUAGGUUCAUCAAUUGUUGAGAUAAUGGAAACAAUUGCUCGAUUAAUGCAAGAGAAAGAUGAUAAACAACGUAAAGGUGAAAAUAUAGUUGAUAUAUCAUCAAAGAAGAAAAAAUUUGGUUGCUGCUAG
Messenger RNA from Adineta steineri, 1887 nucleotides. Lineage: Eukaryota; Metazoa; Rotifera; Eurotatoria; Adinetida; Adinetidae. The record is from the annotation of a GenBank genome assembly.